Molecule: messenger RNA, 705 nt
Organism: Lactuca saligna
Lineage: Eukaryota; Viridiplantae; Streptophyta; Magnoliopsida; Asterales; Asteraceae
Source: the annotation of a GenBank genome assembly
AUGGCCUCAGUCGAUGUCGCUUCACCUCCGACUAAUGAUCCUUAUAAAUCGUUCGCUUAUGCCCAUCCGAACUUCAAUCUCUGGAGUGUAAGCACAGAACCACAAAAAAACAAACCAGUGGUUGAAUACGGGAAGGCAAACGACAAAAGUUUCACCAUUCGCGUUGUCCAUGGUGAGUUCUUUACAGACUACCCAGGCAAGGCAUAUCAACAGACCAAGGUUCACUUCAUUUCUCAUGUGAACAUCGAUUUGUUAGACAUGGAGUUGCUUGGGUGUUUUUCUAGAAGCCUUGGGUAUACCAGUUUGGGGAACUGGUAUCAUAUGCCCAUCGGAGAACACACUAGGUUGUCAACGGUUCCAAUACUAAAUGAUGAAUGUUUAGAACCAUUCAAGACGUUAGUUAGGGCCCACAAAUUCAAAGAGAAUGAACAUCUCUAUGUUAAACAUAGGCCUGUGUUUGUUCCAAACAAUUUCCCACACUUUUUGAUGAACUCUCCAGCCAAACGUGUUGAGAAGCUUAUUCACAUGUUUGUAAUAGAACAUCCAACGGCUUGGUUUGAUGAUGGAAUAGCAUACAUCCAACAUAUGCUAAACAUGACAAUUCCAAGAGAAAAAAUGAAGGAUGCUACGGACAUGGCUAAAGAAAAUGCCACAGCAUGCACUACUAGAAAAAAGGCCUUUUACGACGCUCAUUGCACGUCGUAA